Molecule: messenger RNA, 885 nt
Organism: Cercopithifilaria johnstoni
Lineage: Eukaryota; Metazoa; Nematoda; Chromadorea; Rhabditida; Onchocercidae
Source: the annotation of a GenBank genome assembly
AUGAAUAUGGAGGAGGGAGAUGAGUUCAUUCGAUUGAAACAUAGUGCUUCGAAACUUCUUCAACAAGCUCAUGACCAAGCCCAUGCUCAUCAACACCGACUAUCUACGAAUGGAAGAUGUCGGUCAGCAUGCGAUCAGCUGGAUGCGCGUAUCAAGAAGCGAUUAAACUCCUUCACCCCAGUGAAAUGGGCUGGGAAACCAAACAAAUUGUCACCUCUAAUGUUCGCAUCACACGGGUGGGUUUGUGUAUCCUCAGAUAUGGUGCAUUGUGAGGCCUGUGGUCAAUAUAUGAGUAUUUUGAUACCCUCACUGGUGCAUGCUAAUGUUUGUGCUUACCAGAAAUCAGUCAGAAUGCUUGUUUCCAUGAUCACCAUGAAACAUUAUGUUACAUGUCCGUAUAGGUAUACUUCUUCUAGUACGGAUGAUGCCAUACUAUUGAACGCUCUCUCCAAAGACGUUGUUAAUCACAAGUAUGAAAUCAUGAAGGGGCUUGAUUUCGAGCAAAUUAAAGUGGAUGUUCCUGAAGUCUAUGGUUCUUCAACUAUGGUUCUUGAAACGAUUGAACAGAAGUGCAAAGCACUCAUUUGUUUUGGCUGGCAAAAAAGCAAAUAUUUGGAUGAUGCUGUAGUCUGCGUACAUUGCAAUAGGAUAGUGGGGUUAUGGCUUCUAAGAGGACAUUUUUUUGAUGUUGAGAAGCAGCAUCAUAAUUGGUGUACUUUUGCAUCAGAUACAAGUCGACACACAGAUGGAUGGCAGUGCCGUCACUUUGUACUACAAUGCAUUAACAGCUCAAAGGACCUCCCUGCCACGAACUGGGCCGCCAAAGCAGAAGUUUGGAAAUCAGCUAUAAUGCCGAAAAAUAUAAAAUCUCUUAUCAGAGAAUAA